AUGGCAGAGCAAGGGUGUGGAGCAACUAUUGAAGUGGUUUGGAAAAGAGACAUUAAGGCUAUGGCUUGUAAUAGGGUGAUUAAAAAAAUUCAGAAUUGUGGGGAAGCUCUUUCAAAGUGGAGUAAGACAAGUUUUGGGAGUGUGAGAAGGGAGUUGAAGGAGAAAAGAAAACUUCUCUCUAAGGCGGAACUGGCAGCUAGCAGAGGCGAAGACGUUACUUGGGUGAGAGUGCUUGAACAAGAAGUUAAUUUACUGAUGGACCGUGAAGCUCAAAUGUGGUCCCAACGGUCAAAAAUUCAGUGGCUUAGAGAUGGAGAUCGAAACACCCAGUAUUUCCAUAGCAAAGCUUCCCAACGUAGACGCCGUAACUACAUUAAAGGAGUUUAUAACAGAGAGGGCAGAUGGUGCACUGAUUCGAGAAGUAUGGUGGUUACAGUGGUGGAAUUUUAUCAAGGGCUGUUCACCUCCACAAACCCAACCAGUUUUGAUGAUAUACUGGAGCAAAUUCCACAUGUUGUGAUCGAGGAGAUGAACUCAGAUUUAAUGGGAGACUUCACGGCACAUGAGGUAGACUAG
Quercus lobata is the source of this 576-nucleotide messenger RNA. RefSeq lists its product as uncharacterized. The transcript has a single exon. Bases 1 to 576 code for a protein of 191 amino acids. The record is from RefSeq and is a predicted model, not a curated record. NCBI's taxonomy places the organism in Eukaryota, Viridiplantae, Streptophyta, Magnoliopsida, Fagales, Fagaceae.